This is a messenger RNA of Lycium barbarum (goji berry), 1794 nucleotides long. RefSeq lists its product as uncharacterized. The transcript is spliced from 3 exons. The record is from RefSeq and is a predicted model, not a curated record. NCBI's taxonomy places the organism in Eukaryota, Viridiplantae, Streptophyta, Magnoliopsida, Solanales, Solanaceae. The coding region runs from base 1 to 1794 and encodes 597 amino acids.
AUGACUCGCUCUUCUUCAAAAGAGUUGACCUAUUACGAUCCAGAAAUUGAAAGAUCUAUUCGUUUGCGCUGGAAGGAACAAACAUCCACUUCUCAGAGCGUAACUCGUGACGAAAUGGAGCAUCAAGAAGGAGUUGAAAAUCACCCACCAGGAAUUCCACCACCACUUGCUCCAGAAGAUCAUGUGAGGAACCCUCCAGUUGUAGCGAACAACUUCGAAACCAGGACCGGAUUAAUUCAAAAAAUUCAGCAAUCAUGUACAUUCACCGGUGAUCUUAGUGAAGAUCCACAUAGUCAUCUGAUUGAUUUCUUAGAAUUAGUUGAAACUGCUAAAUAUAAUGGAGUAUCCCCUGAGACUGACACUGAGUCAGUUUAUUAUGCUUGGGAGAUAUUAAAAGCAAUGCUAAGAAAAUGUCCACAUCAUGACAUUGCUGAACGUAUGCAGUUGUAUAUUUUUUAUCAUGGGUUAAAACCUUCUUCUCGAAAAGUAAUAGAUGCAGCUGCAGGAGGUUCCAUUAUGGGAAAAAGCACAGAAGAAGCUUUGCAAAUGAUGAAUGAAAUUUCUGAAAAUUCCAUUCAAUGGCCAUCUGAUCGUUUAAUCAAUAAGAAAGCUGCUACUGUAAUUCAAGCCGAUGCUUUAAAUACACUAACUCAACAAAUUGCUUCUUUGGCACAAAAGUUUGAAUUUUCUCAGGAGAAUACACAAAAGCCAAGCCAAGCUGAGGCCUGUGACAUAUGUGGAGGAAACCGUCUAAACCAUGAAUGUCAAGCAAGCAACCAAAAUGAUGAGCAGGUUAAUGCCGUCGGAUACAAGCCAUACUCUUUUGGUAGUCCAUUGGCACAAAAACAUCCAGGCUUUCAAUGGAGCAAUCCAAAUGGUGCUGAAAACUCCCAAAGAUUUCAAAAGCAACAGGUACAGGGUCCACCUGGAUACCAGAAUCAAAAUCGCGGGCCAUCAAAUUUCAGAUCAUAUCAACAACUAACUCCAUAUCAGCAGAGGCCACAACAAGCACAUAUGAAUCUUGAUGACCUAUUGUACAAGUACAUCAAAUCCACUGACGAAAAAAUGGAGAGUCAAAAUUCAGCUCUAAAAAAUCUGGAAAUUCAGUUAAGCCAGUUGGCAACUCUUGUGUCCGAAAAGAUUCAAUGUCCCUUACCAAGCAAUACACAGAAAAAUCCAAAAGAGAACCUUAAAGCCAUCUCUUUACAGUCAGGUAAGAACCUUGAUGAACCUUUCAAGGACACCCAAGAAAGGAAUCAAUCUUCACAACAUGUAGACAAAGGUAAGAAUGUUGAAUCACCUUCUGAACAAUCAGAAGAAAAAGAAAAGAAAAUGGAAGAGGAAAAUAUUCUCCCUGUGAAAAUUCCUUUUCCACAAAAAAUGAAGAGAGAAAAGCUUGAUAGUCAAUUUUCCAAGUUUUUGGAUAUUUUAAAACAAAUUCACAUAAAUAUUCCUUUUACUUAUGCUUUAUUACAAAUGCCUUCAUAUGCCAAGUUUCUAAAAGAAAUUUUGUCAAGCAAAAGAAAACUGGACGAAGCUUUUGUGGUAGUACUUACUAAAAAUUGUAGUUCUAUACUUCAAAACAAACUACCACAAAAGCUCGGGGAUCCAGGUAGUUUUACAAUUCCAUGCACUUUGGGAGGAGUAUAUUUUGAAAAAGCACUUUGUGACUCUGGGGCUUCAAUAAAUCUAAUGCCUUUUUCUAUUUUUAGAAAAUUGGAUCUUGGUGAAAUAAAAAACACAAGUGUUUCUCUUCAGUUUGCAGAUCAAAGUACUAAAAACCUAAGGGAGUAA